Tarenaya hassleriana is the source of this 1750-nucleotide messenger RNA. RefSeq names its product nuclear pore complex protein NUP50A-like. Gene Ontology annotation, cellular component: cytoplasm; nuclear pore. NCBI's taxonomy places the organism in Eukaryota, Viridiplantae, Streptophyta, Magnoliopsida, Brassicales, Cleomaceae. The transcript is spliced from 2 exons. Gene Ontology annotation, biological process: intracellular transport. The coding region runs from base 153 to 1472 and encodes 439 amino acids. The record is from RefSeq and is a predicted model, not a curated record. Gene Ontology annotation, molecular function: GTPase activator activity.
UCUACGAGUGUCUGUCUAGUUUCUGGGUUUCUCUCUCUGGCCUGGUUCUCUCCGGAUUUAGGGUUUUUUUUGCUGCUGCUCCUCGUCGGUAACUCUCCAUCUUUCUUCGCCUGCAUCAAGGUGCUCAGAAAUUUUUCUGGAUCUGUUAUUCAAUGGGGGAACCAGAAAGUGUUCAGCAAUCCAAAAAGAGAGCUGCUGUGAAGGAGCUGUCUCGUGACGAUCCUGGUCUUGAUGAUGAGGAAGAUUCUUCCGAGCUUGAGAGUGGAACUUUCAAAAGGGCCAGUGAUGAGGUAUUAGCAAGCAGAAGAAUCGUCAGAGUUAAGCGCAAAGAGGCCUCAGCUACAACGUCAUCAUCCAAUCCGUUUGCUGGAAUCCGCUUGGUUCAUCCUACUGGAACUGUUGAGGAAACAAAUUCAUCACUGGCUGAAUCAAAAUUAACUUCAGCUGAAACUGUAACCGAGGGAGAAAAACCAGCACCAGAUGAUCAAAGAACUGAUGCUACCAAGGAAACAACUGAUGUUAUCAAAGAAAACAAUAGUGAAGCAAUUAGCACUGGAAAGGAUGCUGAAGAUGAAAGUAGUAAGGCAAAUAAUCAGGAAACUGCAGAAUCAAAGGCUGAAGAUGCAGUUGGGAAAGAGACAGAGAAGGCUAAAGAGGAGGCAGACAAUCGUAACACAGUUAAGGAGACUGACCAAACUGGUGAUCGUACCGAAAAGGGAUCAGCUGGUGAUCAGACCGAGAACGAAGGAAAGGAAAACAACGAAAGUGAAAACGUGGAGAAGAAUGGAGAUGGUGGUGCUUUGAGCUCAUUUCAACAGCAUUCAAGUACCAAAAAUGCUUUCACUGGACUUGCUGGUACUGGUUUCUCUAGUUCUUCAUUCUCAUUCAGUUCGGUUUCUCAGGAGGGUUCUACUGGUUCUGGGUCGCUCUUUGGACAGAAGGCUGACCAGACCUCUUUUAGUUUUGGUCUCUCAAACAAUGGUAACUCUUCCUUGUUUGGUGGCUCUGGUACUUCCAUUAUAACGAAGAGCGAGGGUAGUGCUUUCCCGUCAAAGGAAGAGGUUUCAGUGGAGACAGGGGAAGAGAAUGAGAGAGUGGAAUUCUCAGCCGAUUCUGUACUGUUUGAGUUUUUCGAUGGAGCAUGGAAGGAACGUGGGAAGGGAGAAAUCAAGGUAAACGUUUCCACCAACGGUACCGGAAAAGCUAGAUUACUUAUGAGAGCAAGGGGCAACUAUAGAUUGAUCCUGAAUGCGGGUCUCUUCCCGGAGAUGAAACUCACAAACAUGGACAAGAAAGGAAUCACAUUUGCAUGUGUGAAUAGUAUCGGCGAAGGCAAAGACGGUCUCUCCACCUUUGCUUUGAAAUUUAAGGACCCGACAUUCGUGGAAGUGUUCCGAGCUGCUGUCAUGAAGCAUAAAGAUGGUAAACAAGUAGAGGCAGCUCCUCUGAAAACGCCUGAGAACUCUCCUUAGGGGGGAAAAAGAAAGAAAGGUAAACACAACACUGAAUCAUCACUUUCCUUUGUCUUUCCUGUUGUUUCUAAGUUAAAUUUUGUGCGGUUGAGGCAGAAGGAAAGAAUAGUAGAUGGUGGAGAAGUAUCUCUUCUCUUUGGCUGUUAUUUGCGGGAUCUUUGUUUGGAACAUGCUUUUUGUUUUAAUCUAUCAAAGACAUAAAUGAGAGAACAUUCAUUCAACAUUAUGAGUUGGUGUUUAAAUGUUCAAUAACAUGGCAUUGGCAGUCUUUCCUUGCA